AUGGAGGGGAUACCGCACCCAAUACCUCGGACCGUGGAAGAGGUCUUCGGUGACUUCAAAGGAAGGCGCGCUGGCUUGAUCAAGGCUCUCACUACAGAUGUCGAGAAGUUCUACCAUCAGUGCGACCCUGAGAAGGAGAAUCUGUGUCUUUAUGGAAUGCCAAAUGAGACGUGGGAAGUUAACUUGCCAGUGGAGGAGGUGCCUCCUGAGCUUCCUGAACCUGCAUUAGGCAUUAAUUUUGCUAGAGAUGGGAUGCAAGAGAAGGAUUGGUUGUCACUUGUUGCAGUUCACAGUGAUUCAUGGCUGCUUGCUGUUGCUUUUUAUUUCGGGGCACGUUUUGGUUUUGGCAAGAACGAAAGGAAGAGGCUUUUCCAGAUGAUAAAUGAAGUCCCCACAAUAUUUGAAGUCGUGUCAGGAGCGGGCAAGCAACCCAAGGACCAGUCUGUAACUCAUAACAACAACAGCAGCAGUAAAAGCAAAUCAAGCUCAAAGAUGCAAGCUCGGCAGCCGGAGCCCCUCACAAAGGCAGUGAAGAUGUCUCCACCACCAAAGGAGGAUGACGAGAGCGGGGAAGACGAGGAGGAAGAUGAUGAACAGGGUGCAACCUGUGGGGCAUGUGGCGAGAGCUACGGAACGGACGAGUUCUGGAUCUGCUGCGACGUGUGCGAGAGAUGGUUCCAUGGCAAAUGCGUGAAGAUUACACCUGCAAAGGCUGAGCACAUCAAGCAGUAUAAAUGCCCUGGAUGCAGUGGCAAGCGGGCAAGAGUCUAG
Messenger RNA from Linum trigynum, 771 nucleotides. The record is from the annotation of a GenBank genome assembly. Lineage: Eukaryota; Viridiplantae; Streptophyta; Magnoliopsida; Malpighiales; Linaceae.